AUGAAGUUCUCCAACGUUCUCAACCUCGCCCUUCUGGGAUUCGCCACGGCCACGCCCACUCCCACCAUCCAGGAGGACGGCAGCCCUGCGCUCAUUGCCAAGCGCGCCUCCGUCACCGAGAGCUGCAACAUCGGUUACGCCAGCACCAACGGUGGCACCACCGGCGGCAAGGGUGGUGCCACGACAACUGUGUCGACCCUUGCGCAGUUCACCAAGGCUGCCGAAUCGAGUGGCAAGCUCAACAUUGUUGUCAAGGGCAAGAUUUCCGGCGGCGCCAAGGUGCGUGUGCAGUCGGACAAAACCAUCAUCGGCCAGAAGGGCUCUGAGCUCGUCGGUGCCGGCCUCUACAUCAACAAGGUCAAGAACGUCAUCGUUCGCAACAUGAAGAUCAGCAAGGUUAAGGACUCCAACGGCGACGCCAUUGGUAUCCAGGCCUCUAAGAACGUCUGGGUUGACCACUGCGACCUGUCCUCCGACCUCAAGUCGGGCAAGGACUACUAUGACGGUCUCCUCGAUAUCACCCACGGCUCCGACUGGGUGACUGUCUCCAACACCUUCCUCCACGACCACUUCAAGGCCUCGCUUGUCGGCCACACCGACUCGAACGCCAAGGAGGACAAGGGCAAGCUUCACGUCACCUACGCUAACAACUACUGGUACAACGUCAACUCGCGCAACCCCUCCGUCCGUUUCGGUACCGUCCACAUCUACAACAACUACUACCUCGAGGUCGGCAGCUCCGCCGUCAACACCCGCAUGGGCGCCCAGGUCCGUGUCGAGUCUACCGUCUUUGACAAGUCGACCAAGAAUGGCAUCAUCUCGGUCGACUCCAAGGAGAAGGGCUACGCCACCGUCGGCGACAUCUCUUGGGGCUCCUCCACCAACACUGCGCCCAAGGGCACCCUUGGCAGCAGCAACAUCCCCUACAGCUACAACCUCUACGGCAAGAACAAUGUCAAGGCUCGUGUCUACGGCACCGCCGGUCAGACCCUAGGCUUCUAA
Messenger RNA from Verticillium nonalfalfae, 1002 nucleotides. RefSeq lists its product as uncharacterized. Gene Ontology annotation, molecular function: pectate lyase activity. The coding region runs from base 1 to 1002 and encodes 333 amino acids. The transcript has a single exon. Lineage: Eukaryota; Fungi; Ascomycota; Sordariomycetes; Glomerellales; Plectosphaerellaceae. The record is from RefSeq and is a predicted model, not a curated record.